This is a messenger RNA of Saccostrea echinata, 821 nucleotides long. RefSeq lists its product as uncharacterized. The record is from RefSeq and is a predicted model, not a curated record. The transcript is spliced from 3 exons. Lineage: Eukaryota; Metazoa; Mollusca; Bivalvia; Ostreida; Ostreidae. The coding region runs from base 394 to 729 and encodes 111 amino acids.
UUAAUCAGCUGAUUCAGUAAUUUAGAAUAAACGUGUUUGAAAUAAUUUCCAUAUACCAGACUUUGAUCGAGAUGUUAUUAUCAUUGCUGAUCCCGGAAAUCCUUAUGAAGGUCAGCCUUAAUAUUCUCUACGAGUAAAUUUGAUGGCUGAGAGCGUUUUAGGAUUUUUCUUUCUCGUAAUUAAUUUACGGUCACGAUUAACACGCAUUCAUUACACGGGUCAAAGGCAGGUGUGUCAAUACACAUAUAAUAAUGCUUUCGGGGGGACAUUUGCAUUGUGGAAGUGCAUUCCCGUGUCAAAGUGGUUUAAGGACCUUCUAUAUAUAUAUAAUCCAGUAAAGUGACUGAGGGAAGCAUUUCAAACUUGUCACCUGUUCGUAGUAUAACAAAAAUCAUGGCAAAGCUUCUCGCUCUGAUGUUGGUUUUCAUAGUUUUAGGUUCAAUUCAUUGCCAAGAGGGAAAUGAAGAAGCGACAGCUGAUUGGGUCCAAGCAGCUGAGGGGGGUCAAAAGAAGGGCGAGGAGAGGGAAAAACCGACAUUCGGGGAUUGUGAAUGUAUGCAAGAUGAAGAAAAAUGUCCAGAAGAUUAUAUCCAUGUGGAUUACAAAAAUUACGACAAGAGGUGCCAGAGGGAAUAUCCUGGUUCAACAAUUGAGUACAAAUGUUGUUUACCCAGGCAUUUUUUCGAGGUUUAUCCCCCGGGCGUCAACGAACAUGCUGAGGGGCGCUGAUAUCGGAGGCUGUUUCUCCCACGUUCUUUUGUAUCCUGUUUGGUGUAUUUUCAUGUCUAGAAUUAGAAUACAACUAUUUUAUUUACAUAAAA